Coregonus sp. 'balchen' is the source of this 19174-nucleotide messenger RNA. The record is from the annotation of a GenBank genome assembly. Lineage: Eukaryota; Metazoa; Chordata; Actinopteri; Salmoniformes; Salmonidae.
AUGAGUCCAGGCAGUCCAUCCUUGUUUCAGUCUGUUUUCUAAUGAACCGUCUUUAGAUGUCCCUGUAGUGCUGUAUUUAGUAUUUCUCUUUAGAACCUCCCUUAAUUGAAGUGUUUAUUGGAAGCGAUAUAGAGUAUACAGCUCUACGUUGUCACUAAUUGAUCCUAUAAAAUGUAAGUUACUUUGGAUAAAACAGUUUUACUAGGGGCUAGAUGACCUAGAAUAAAAAACACUUUGUUUUCCUGCUUUAGUCUAAACGGUGGCUGUCGUUGUUUAUCUGUUUAUCUUUGUGUCCCAAAUGACACCCUUAUUCCCUAUUUAGAGGAUUGAAUAGGGAUGAGGGUGCCAUUUGGAAUGCAAGUGGUUAUAUUAACCCUGUCGUUUUAUUUCUCUCAUUAUGUUGUCCCCUCUCUCCUCCCCUCUCUCCUCCUCUUUCCUCCCCUCUCCUCCCCUCUCUCCUCCCCUCUCUCCUCCCCUCUACCCAGCUGUUGUCAGUGCCAUGCCAGUGCCAACCCUGGAGAGCAGCCAGUACCCUGGCAUCCUGCCCUCGCCCACCUGCGGGUAUAGCCAUGGUACUCUGACCACCCACCCCAAGUUUACCCUGAGACCCAUGCCCUUCCCCAGCCUCACCGUGGACCGCAGCUACGCAGCAGGUGGAAGUCAGUACCGUUUACAGUCAUUCUGUAUGUCUGCUUCUCUUCCCUCGUUCUAUCCCUCUCUCUCUCUCUGUUGUACUGUUUAUCUCUCUCAAUUUCAAUUCAAGGGGCUUUAUUGGCAUGGGAAACAUAUGUUUACAUUGCCAAAGCAAGUGAAAUGGAUAAACAAAACUGAAAUAAAAAAAUGAACAGUAAACAUUACACUCACAAAAGUUCCAAAAGAAUAAAGACAUUUCAAAUGUCAUAUUAUCUCUAUAUACAGUGUUGUAACAAUAUGCAAAUAGUUAAAGUCUCUAAUGUGGCCGUACAUUUGGCAGGAAGUUAGGAAGUGCAGCUCAGUUUCCACCUCAUUUUGUGGGCAGUGUGCACAUAGCCUGUCUUCUCUUGAGAGCCAGGUCUGCCUACGGCGGACUUUCACAAUAGCAAGGCUAUGCUCACUGAGUCUGUACAUAGUCAAAGCUUUCCUUAAGUUUGGGUCAGUCACGGUGGUCAGGUAUUCUGCCACUGUGUACUCUCUGUUUAGGUCCAAAUAGCAUUCUAGUUCUGUAUCUAUAUCUAUAUUAUAUCUCUCUCUCUCUCCUUCUCUCAUAUACUGUUUAUCUAUAGUAUCUCUCAUCACUUCUCUUUCAUUAUACUGCCCAUAUCUAUUUCUCUCUCUAUCUCUCUUUUUCUUCAUUUAUCUCUCUCCCUCUCUUACUUUACCUCUGACUCUCAAUCUGAGUCUAUCCUUUUCCUCACAUCUUCCUCUCUUCGCUUUAAUCUACGUCCCUCUGCUCCUAUCCUCGCACGUCUAUUCGCCUCGAUCCUGUCACGAUCAUCAGAAGAAGAAGCUCUCGCAACGCGCAACACGGAGAGGAAAAGCCCAGAGAGGCGGAGCAAGAAAGACGGCGCGGCGAACGCGAGAGAGAGCGAGGAAAGAGAGAAAGAGCGAGAAGGAAGCGCAAGCGGCGAGAGAGAAAAGCGAGCCUCUAGCGCCUCGCCACUCCGCCUAUACUCGCUCCCAGAGCGCCCUCAUAUAAAUGAGCUCCUCUCUCCUCCUAGCAAAGACAAUCUCGUCUCUCUCUUCCUAUUCUCCUCUAGAUCUGGUCUCUUCUCUCUCUCUCUCUCUCCCUCUCUCUCCCUCUCUGUCUCUCUCUGUCUCUUAUUUUCCCUAAAGGCCUCUGCACCUCUUAAUCUCUGUCUCUCCCUCCCUGUCAAUCCAAUCUCUCCUCCUCGCUUUAUCUCUUUCUGUCUCUCUUCUUGCCUCUGGUCUCAGUUUCUCUAACAGACAUUUACUUCUCAUUAGCCGUGUCGUUUCUCUCUCACUCCGCUACGCUCCAUGCUUGCUCUUAUUGUGUUAAGACAGCCUUGACGAGGCGACUAAAUGACACUGAGGCCAAGAUGUAUUAGUCAUUUACACCCUAUCCCCAAUAUACUGGGCUGAUCCCUCAUAUAGGCCCUGGUCAAAUGUAGUGCACUAUAUAUACAAUAUAAAGAGAAAGAGAAGAGAAGAGACACAUGGGAGACAAGAGUGAGAAGAGAGAGAAGAAAGAACACGAUGAGACAAAUGAAAGAGAGAUAAGUAAGAGACACUGAGUAACAAAGAAAGAAUAAAGAGAAAUACACCAGUUAUACAAUAUGUAAAAUAGAUAAGAGAAAUACACCAGUUUAGUACAAUAGAUAAUAUAAUAUAAUAGUAAUAUAUAGAUAAUAACAAGAUGUAUACAAAUUAAAAGAAUAUAUAAUAAAUAUACACUAGUUAACAAAUAUAAUAUAUACUAUUUAUACAAUAUAAUAAUAUAUAUAAUAUACACUAUUUAUACAAUAUUAUAAUAUAUAUAAUAUACACUAUUUAUACAAUAUUAUUAUAUAUAUAAUAUACACUAUUUAUACAAUAUUAUAAUAUAUAUAUAAUAUACACUAUUUAUACAAUAUUAUAAUAUAUAUAAUAUAGUAUACACUAUUUAUUGGUUGCACAUUUUGUCACAAUAUUGUUUUGAACAUUUGUUUUGGACUGAUGCCCGACUGAGCAUUCUAUUCAAUACAUUGUCAUUGAGCGCUGAUUAAGAUUUCAUCAAAUGUGCAUUACAGUGGCUUGGAAAGACAAUUACAUUAUAAAAGGAGGCAAAUAAUUAGUAGGAAAACCUUUUGUCAUCAUUUUGAUGGAGCUAACCUUGCAGAUAGCAUUACUGGGUGAUCUGAAAAGUCAUAGUCAAUCGAUCAAUAAUAUAUAAUACUUUUAGCAAAAAUGUUUAUUUUCAAUUUACAAUCUGUAGAAACAAUGAGAAUAGAAAGGUUCAGAACUUUUGUAAAACAUCACAGUACAGUUGAAAAAUAUAUGGCAAAUAGAAAUCCAAUAUGGAUGGUGUUAAGAGAUAGAUGGGUGGUGUUGAAUGGAGUUGAAUGAUGGGACUAAUAACAACUAACAACAACUAAUAACAACAAGAUACCUAAUAAUGUAAGCAUACUGUGUCCAUAAUAAGUAUAUAGGUUGUAGGUUGGGAGCUUUUGUGAAAGAACACAGUUAGAAAGAUAUGGCAUAUAGAAGCAAACCGGAUGGACAUCAUGAAAAUGAUCGGAGAGGUUGAGGGUAGAGGAAAUUCAGGAGUAAAACAAACAAAAUAUAAUUAUUGUAAAAUUGACUGUGUCCAUAAAAUGUAUAUAGUAAGUAUAAGCUGGUAGAGGCCUAAGCAUUGUUGUUCACUAGUUUUCUCCAAUUAGGGAAAGGGUGUUGGGGUUGGAAAGUAAUAAAGGGAAAUAUAUUUGUUUUAAAGGAUAUGUAUGUGUAUGUAUGUAUGUAUGUAUGUAUGUAUGUAUAUAUAUAUAUAUAUAUAUAUAUAUAUAUGUAUGUUAUCAAGAUCUCGCGAUACAUGGCCCCAUCCAUCCUCCCCUCAUUACGGUGCAGUCGUCCUGUCCCCUUUGCAGAAAAGCAUCCCCAAAGAAUGAUGUUUCCACCUCCAUGCUUCACGGUUGGGAUGGUGUUCUUGGGGUUGUACUCAUCCUUGUUCUUCCUCCAAACACGGCGAGUGGAGUUUAGACCAAAAAGCUCUAUUUUUGUCUCAUCAGACCACAUGACCUUCUCCCAUUCCUCCUCUGGAUCAUCCAGAUGGUCAUUGACAAACUUCAGAAGGGACAUGCGCUGACUUGAGCAGGUGGACCUUGCGUGCGCUGCAGUAUUUUAAUCCAUGAUGGCGUAGUGUGUUACUAAUGGUUUUCUUUGAGACUGUGGUCCCAGCUCUCUUCAGGUCAUUGAUCAGGUCCUGCCGUGUAGUUCUGGGCUGAUCCCUCACCUUCCUCAUGAUCAUUGAUGCCCCACGAGGUGAGAUCUUGCAUGGAGCCCCAGACCGAGGGUGAUUGACCGUCAUCUUGAACUUCUUCCAUUUUCUAAUAAUUGAGCCAACAGUUGUUGCCUUCUCACCAAGCUGCUUGCCUAUUGUCCUGUAGCCCAUCCCAGCCUUGUGCAGGUCUACAAUUUUAUCCCUGAUGUCCUUACACAGCUCUCUGGUCUUGGCCAUUGUGGAGAGGUUGGAGUCUGUUUGAUUGAGUGUGGACAGGUGUCUUUUAUAUAGGUAACGAGUUCAAACAGGUGCAGUUAAUACAGGUAAUGAGUGGAGAGCAGGAGGGCUUCUUGAAGAAAAACUAACAGGUCUGUGAGAGCCGGAAUUCUUAAUGGUUGGUAGGUGAUCAAAUACUUAUGUCAUGCAAUAAAAUGCAAAUUAAUUACUUAAAAAUCAUACAAUGUGAUUUUCUGGAUUUUCGUCUCUCACAGUUGAAGUGUACCUAUGAUAAAAAAUUACAGACCUCUACAUGCUUUGUAAGUAGGAAAACCUGCAAAAUCGGCAGUGUAUCAAAUACUUGUUCUCCCCACUGUGUAUAUAUAUAUAUAUAUAUAUAUAUAUAUAUAUAUAUAUAUAUAUAUAUAUAUAUAUAAACAUGGGGGAUUGGAAGUGAUGCAGACAAUUACAUUGAUUGAAGUUACAAUAUAUCUGCAAUAUUAAGCUGAUCUACCCCCUAAAAUAAAAUAAAAAAUAACUACAAAAAUAACAACAAAAAAACAUCGCUAGCUAAUGACAACAUUGCUAGCUAAUAACAACAUUGCUAGCUAAUGAUAACUUUGCUAGCUAAUGACAACUUUGCUAGCUAAUGACAACAUUGCUAGCUAAUGACAACAUUGCUAGCUAAUGACAACAUUGCUAGCUAAUGACAACAUUGCCAGCUAAUGAUACACUGCUAGCUAAUGACAACAUUGCUAGCUAAUGACAACUAUAGUGUAAUUUAGACUAAACAGUUGUUAGCCUCCGUCCAGAAUGACUGGGCUUGUCACGUCUUUAGGGCACCGCUAUGGCGCUGCUGGUGGAUGGCGGCUUGAGAACGUUCAUAACAAUGGCAUGACGCGACCGAGUAACGGAGGUGCAACCUAUGAAUGGAAAGAAUGGGGUUCCAUUCGGGACGCAGCACAAGUAGUGGGCCACGACGGGAAUCAGGUUAGUUUCAGUGUCGGGGAAAUCACUUUGGUCGGAUGGAGAGAGCAAACAAGGUAGAAGGAAGUGGAGGGGAGAGGAGGGGAGAGGAGAGGAGAGGAGAGGAGAGGAGAGGAGAGGAGAGGAGAGGAGAGGAGAGGAGAGGAGGGGAGGGGAGAGGAGGGAGAGGAGAGUAGGGGAGGGGAGGGGAGAAGAAAGGAGAGGGAGAGGUAGAGGUAGAGGGGCCAUUGAUGUCCAAGGCAUUAAGACAGUAAAAUAGGUUUCUAACCUCAAGGGUGGUUUGCUGGUUAAGUGAAAAGGCCAGUGUUAAAUGCCCCCUGGCCAAGACGCUUGGCGUGUUUACCAAGAUGUACCUUAGAUCUCGUUUCAGAUGGACCCCUAGGCCUAUAGCACAGUAAAGGUAGAAUGGCUCGGCUACCAAUGUCAACAAGACUUUAGUGUAAUGCCAAAAAGAAAACGACCCAGUGUUCUCCUCCAUGUAGCCUAAUUCAUACAUUCACAUUCCAAUAAAACACACACACACACACAUAUAUAUAUAUAUUUUUUUUUGUGAUUACUGAUCAAUUAAUUUAUACAUUAUAAUUAGUAGGUUUUGUUAUCUGUUAUCUGUUUUUUUGUGGUGUGGGCUUCCAAUCACACCUGAACACUGUUUUCCUCUCAGCAUGAGGUCACUGGGAGUAGGGCAUCCUGGAUCUCUCAGCAUGACGUCACUGGGAGUAGGGCAUCCUGGAUCUCUCAGCAUGAGGUCACUGGGAGUAGGGCAUCCUGGAUCUCUCAGCAUGACGUCACUGGGAGUAGGGCAUCCUGGAUCUCUCAGCAUGAGGUCACUGGGAGUAGGGCAUCCUGGAUCUCUCAGCAUGACGUCACUGGGAGUAGGGCAUCCUGGAUCUCUCAGCAUGACGUCACUGGGAGUAGGGCAUCCUGGAUCUCUCAGCAUGACGUCACUGGGAGUAGGGCAUCCUGGAUCUCUCAGCAUGACGUCACUGGGAGUAGGGCAUCCUGGAUCUCUCAGCAUGACGUCACUGGGAGUAGGGCAUCCUGGAUCUCUCAGCAUGAGGUCACUGGGAGUAGGCACCUGGAUCCUUAGCUGAGGUCACUGGGAGUACGGCAUCCUGGAUCUCUCAGCAUGAGAUUACUGGGAGUAGGGCAUCCUGGAUCUCUCAGCAUGAGGUCACUGGGAGUAGGGCAUCCUGGAUCUCUCAGCAUGAGGUCACUGGGAGUAGGGCAUCCUGGAUCUCUCAGCAUGAGGUCACUGGGAGUAGGGCAUCCUGGAUCUCUCAGCAUGAGGUCACUGGGAGUAGGGCAUCCUGGAUCUCUCAGCAUGAGGUCACUGGGAGUAGGGCAUCCUGGAUCUCUCAGCAUGAGUUACUGGGAGUAGGGCAUUCCUGGAUCUCUCAGCAUGAGGUCACUGGGAGUAGGGCAUCCUGGAUCUCUCAGCAUGAGGUCACUGGGAGUAGGGCAUCCUGGAUCUCUCAGCAUGAGGUUACUUCUAUUUUGAUCAAUUGUUGUUGUUUUUAUAGCUACACGAUAUAGAUCAAAGACAACUAUGAUAUAAUAACUAACCAGUGGAACUAACUAACUAACAGGUGGAACUAACUAACCUGUUUCUCUGUCUCUCUGUACAGCGAUAUUGACAGAGGGCAACACUCCUAGCAAUGGGACUAACUAACUAACAGGUGGAACUAACUAACCUGUUUCUCUGUCUCUCUGUACAGCGAUAUCGACAGAGGGCAACACUCCUAGCAAUGGGACUAACUAACUAACUAACAGGUGGAACUAACUAACUAACAGGUGGAACUAACUAACCUGUUUCUCUGUCUCUCUGUGCAGCGAUAUCGACAGAGGGCAACACUCCUAGCAAUGGGACUAACUAACUAACUAACAGGUGGAACUAACUAACUAACAGGUGGAACUAACUAACCUGUUUCUCUGUCUCUCUGUGCAGCGAUAUUGACAGAGGGCUCCACUCCGCUGGGGUUGCAGCAGCAGCAUACUCUGAUUACCAGCAGUAGCAGUCAGCCAGGUGUAGGAGGUGGAGGGGAGCUCUCUCUCCCUGGCACAGAGGAGGUUGGGGGCAUCUCAACCCGUACCAUCCCCACCGCCUGCGUCAGGCCCACGCACCCCCUACGGAGCUUCGCCAACCCCCUCCUGCCUCCACCCAUGGGCACAAUCGACCCCAAGGUCUACACGCCCAUGAUACCACAUUCAAGUGAGUGCAAUGUGGGGGACUGGGUUUGAGGCUAGUGCUAAUGCUGGGUUAUACCAUACAAUGACUUAUGGAACUUCAUAUGCACCUCCAUGGCCAAUAGAGCCAGAAGUCUACAAUCUUGUCCCUGACAUCCUUGGAGAGCUCUUUGGUCUUGGCCAUGGUGGAGAGUUUGGAAUCUGAUUGAUUGAUUGCUUCAGUGGACAGGUGUAUUUUAUACAGUUAACAAGCUGAGACUAGGAGCACUCCCUUUAAGAGUGUGCUCCUAAUCUCAGCUCGUUACCUGUAUAAAAGACACCUGGGAGCCAGAAAUCUUUCUGAUUGAGAGGGGGUCAGAUACUUAUUUCCCUCUUUAAAAUGCAAAUCAAUUUAUAACAUUUUUGACAUGCGUUUUUUCUGGAUCUUUUUUGUUGUUGUUAUUCUGUCUCUCACUGUUCAAAUAAACCUACCAUUAAAAUUAGACAUUUCUUCGUCAGUGGGCAAACGUACAAAAUCAGCAGGGGAUCAAAUACUUUUUUCCCUCACUGUAUAAAACAAGCGUUUUAAGUCAGAUUGGCUUAAAAAAACGGUUUUCUGAACAAUGGACCUUCACCUAAUUUGCUGAUAUUUACGCAUUACACAGUAGUCUACACUACAGGAGGUCUCUGUGGUCUUCCACUGCUACUCCUCCACAGUUAUAACCAAAUAUCUUCAUCAACGUUGAUGUUAGCCAUCAAGCCAGUCUGUUAAUGCUUGAGCUUAUUAGAUAUCAGUUAUUAAAAGGGUGAAAGUGAUUUGGCCCGUAGCAAAUAGGCAAACGUCAGUUAUGUGAUUAGAAAAGUAAGGGAGAAAGAGGGGCUUUUCCCUUUUCCUGCCUGAAGGAGUGAGUGGUGUUGCUCUGCGUGCCACCCCUCCCCCACCAAACAUACACACACACACACACACACACACACACACACACACACACACACACACACACACACACACACACACAGGAAUAGCCUUUCUCUCUCUCUCUCUCUCUCUCUCUCUCUCUCUCUCUCUCUCUCUCUCUCUCUCUCUCUCUCUCUCCCCCCCUCCCUCUCUCUCUCUCUCUCCCCCCCCCCUCAUGCAGGCAGGAAUUUCCCUUCUCUGAUAUCUAAAUGAUAGCUUUAACCGUGUUUUGAGGCGAUACAAUGUUUGUUUACAUUUAUGUUGAUUACAAACAUUGGAGUAAAACAAGCUUCUAUUUUGGGUUCUGACGGGGUACGACAGUUGAACUAAGGUCAUCAGGCAUUUAGAAGUUAUAUUCUUCAAGAAUGAUUGGGUACAUCAUUAAUUUAUAAGUCCAAAAAAUGGAUGUAGCAAAAUAAGGAUUGUGUCUUUAAGACUUUGUGCCUUCUAUGUGUAAAUCGCUCUGGAAAAGAGCAUCUACUAGACUACAUGGUUGAGAAUGAAGGUGAAGAACAGGAUGUGAAAACCUCCUCCUGGGCGAAGGGCAGCGGCUCAGCCCAUUAAGCCACUGCACAGCAAGCAGCUGGUGUAGCAAAACUGGAGAGCAUUUCUCUGGCUGGCUGCGUCUUUACUGUGUUCACUUGGCUUUUAGCUCGUGGAAAUCAAUCAAUAUAAUCUUUGGAGGAAAUCUCUCCAGCUCCCAGUCAGACUGGAGAGGUAGUUUAAAGGAAGUUUAGCCCAGCAAUAGUAUCAGAGGAAUGGAGGCGUCCCAAAUGGCACCCUAUUCCCUUUAAAGUGCACUACUUUUGACCAGAGCCAAUAGACUACUACUUUUUUUAGCCCAUAAAAGUAGUGCACUAUAUUAUAGAGAAUAGGGUGCUAUUUGGGACGCAGUCCUGAAAUAUGUUUUUCUUCCAAAGUCUGUCUAUUUCACCUCCCUUCACAGCCUACCGGCUUCAGGCUGUUUCAGGUGUUGUCAGGCAACAGCAGGAGCCCAGUCUCUCUUCUAUACAGAGCUGGAAACAUCAAACAAGCAGGUCUUUGAGGUAGCUAGCUAUUGGCAGGGAUUGAUAUUUAUUGAUUUCGCAAAGUGGUGUGCUGUGAAACAAAGCGGUUUAAAUUACUUUGGUCCACGAAAAAUGCUGCACAGUUCUGGAAAAGGGCCUCCAGAUAUUGUGAUAUUACAGUGCUUACAGUAGGUUACACAUUGUGAUAGCACACGGUUGAUUGUUAGACCAUUUCUCACUCAAUGACUCACUUUGGAAGGUGGAACCGUUUGAUUACAACACUGAGUGGAGAGUAGUCACAGUUAGAACACUGAGUGGAGCGUAGUCACAGUUAGAACACUGAGUGGAGAGUAGUCACAGUUAGAACACUGAGUGGAGCGUAGUCACAGUUAGAACACUGAGUGGAGAGUAGUCACAGUUAGAACACUGAGUGGAGAGUAGUCACAGUUAGAACACUGAGUGGAGAGUAGUCACAGUUAGAACACUGAGUGGAGAGUAGUCACAGUUAGAACACUGAGUGGAGAGUAGUCACAGUUAGAACACUGAGUGGAGAGUAGUCACAGUUAGAACACUGAGUGGAGAGUAGUCACAGUUAGAACACUGAGUGGAGAGUAGUCACAGUUAGAACACUGAGUGGAGAGUAGUCACAGUUAGAACACUGAGUGGAGAGUAGUCACAGUUUAGAACACUGAGUGGAGAGUAGUCACAGUUAGAACACUGAGUGGAGCGUAGUCACAGUUAGAACACUGAGUGGAGAGUAGUCCACAGUUUAGAACACUGAGUGGAGGUAGUCACAGUUAGAACACUGAGUGGAGCGUAGUCACAGUUAGAACACUGAGUGGAGCGUAGUCACAGUUAGAACCUGAGUGGGAGCGUAGUCACAGUUAGAACACUGAGUGGAGAGUAGUCACAGUUUAGAACACUGAGUGGAGAGUAGUCACAGUUAGAACACUGAGUGGAGCGUAGUCACAGUUAGAACACUGAGUGGAGAGUAGUCACAGUAGAACACUGAGUGGAGCGUAGUCACAGUUAGAACACUGAGUGGAGCGUAGUCACAGUUAGAACACUGAGUGGAGAGUAGUCACAGUUUAGAACAACUGAGUGGAGCGUAAGUCACAGUUAGAACACUGAGUGGAGAGUAGUCACAGUUAGAACACUGAGUGGAGAGUAGUCACAGUUAGAAACACUGAGUGGAGAGUAGUCACAGUUAGAACACUGAGUGGAGCGUAGUCACAGUUAGAACACUGAGUGGAGAGUAGUCACAGUUAGAACACUGAGUGGAGCGUAGUCACAGUUAGAACACUGAGUGGAGAGUAGUCACAGUUAGAACACUGAGUGGAGAGUAGUCACAGUUAGAACACUGAGUGGAGAGUAGUCACAGUUAGAACACUGAGUGGAGAGUAGUCACAGUUAGAACACUGAGUGGAGCGUAGUCACAGUUAGAACACUGAGUGGAGCGUAGUCACAGUUAGAACACUGAGUGGAGCGUAGUCACAGUUAGAACACUGAGUGGAGAGUAGUCACAGUUAGAACACUGAGUGGAGAGUAGUCACAGUUAGAACACUGAGUGGAGCGUAGUCACAGUUAGAACACUGAGUGGAGGUAGUCACAGUUAGAACACUGAGUGGAGCGUAGUCACAGUUAGAACACUGAGUGGAGAGUAGUCACAGUUAGAACACUGAGUGGAGCGUAGUCACAGUUAGAACACUGAGUGGAGCGUAGUCACAGUUAGAACACUGAGUGGAGAGUAGUCACAGUUAGAACACUGAGUGGAGAGUAGUCACAGUUAGAACACUGAGUGGAGCGUAGUCACAGUUAGAACACUGAGUGGAGCGUAGUCACAGUUAGAACACUGAGUGGAGAGUAGUCACAGUUAGAACACUGAGUGGAGCGUAGUCACAGUUAGAACACUGAGUGGAGAGUAGUCACAGUUAGAACACUGAGUGGAGCGUAGUCACAGUUAGAACACUGAGUGGAGAGUAGUCACAGUUAGAACACUGAGUGGAGCGUAGUCACAGUUAGAACACUGAGUGGAGAGUAGUCACAGUUAGAACACUGAGUGGAGAGUAGUCACAGUUAGAACACUGAGUGGAGGUAGUCACAGUUAGAACACUGAGUGGAGCGUAGUCACAGUUAGAACACUGAGUGGAGCGUAGUCACAGUUAGAACACUGAGUGGAGAGUAGUCACAGUUAGAACACUGAGUGGAGCGUAGUCACAGUUAGAACACUGAGUGGAGCGUAGUCACAGUUAGAACACUGAGUGGAGCGUAGUCACAGUUAGAACACUGAGUGGAGCGUAGUCACAGUUAGAACACUGAGUGGAGCGUAGUCACAGUUGGAACACUGAGUGGAGCGUAGUCACAGUUAGAACACUGAGUGGAGCGUAGUCACAGUUGGAACACUGAGUGGAGCGUAGUCACAGUUAGCCUGGUACUUCUGCUAAAUGAGUAUUGCGUGGUGGGUGCUGACAUGCUAACGUCAAUAUUUUAUUGAGGUUUUGAUUGAACACUCAACCUAAAAAGUAUUAUGUGGACUAGGCAGAUAGCAGCCAUAGAUUUGGGUUGGCUUACGUAGCUAUAGUUGGGUUGGUUUACGUAGCUAUAGUUGGGUUGGUUUACGUAGCUAUAGUUGGGUUGGUUUAUGUAGCUAUAGUUGGGUUGGUUUACGUAGCUAUAGUUGGGUUGGUUUAUGUAGCUAUAGUUGGGUUGGUUUACGUAGCUAUAGUUGGGUUGGUUUAUGUUGCUAUAGUUGGGUUGGUUUACGUAGCUAUAGUUGGGUUGGUUUAUGUAGCUAUAGUUGGGUUGGUUUACGUAGCUAUAGUUGGGUUGGUUUACGUAGCUAUAGUUGAGUUGGUUUACAUAGCUAUAGUUGGGUUGGUUUAUGUAGCUAUAGUUGGGUUGGUUUACGUAGCUAUAGUUGGGUUGGUUUAUGUAGCUAUAGUUGGGUUGGUUUACGUAGCUAUAGUUGGGUUGGUUUAUGUAGCUAUAGUUGGUUUACGUAGCUAUAGUUGGGUUGGUUUACGUAGCUAUAGUUGGGUUGGUUUAUGUAGCUAUAGUUGGGUUGGUUUAUGUAGCUAUAGUUCAACAUUAGUGUCAUUGGUGCAAAUUGUUUUGUAAAAGCAAUGAUAUAUCAUUAACAAUAAUGUGUUUCCAAGGCAAUGGUUUAUGUUGAUGUGAUCAAGAACCUCAUAAAAAAAGGAAUGUUACUGGUAUCAAUAACACAGUCUACAUUUUAAUCCAACGGUCGCCUCGAAAGGAAUGAAUAAGGAAUACAUUCAAUCUAUAAGCAACACAAGUAGGUGUCCUGGAUGUAGAUGAAACUCUCUGAGUUAGAUAUAAGUUACUGAGGAACAGUCAGACCGAUUGAAGUGGAGGUGGAGCAGUAGAAACAGUCAGACCGAUUGAAGUGGAGGUGGAGCAGUAGAAACAGUCAGACUCCAACUGACUGAGUGAUCUGGCAGCGCUCGGCUCUACACCACACAGAUACACACGUCAUCACACCACAACCGCCACUAACCGCCUAGGCUAAUGUUUCCUAAUCAUGUUUGGAUUGUACUGGGAGCACUGGGUGCCUUGAUGUUCCUCUGUGUUCAGUGAAGGGGGUGAGAGUGUAAUUAAGGUUACUUGAUGUUACUCUGUGUUCGGUGAAGGGGUUGAGAGUGACGAGGUGUGAAUGAAGGAGUCAGGCGCAGGAGAUAAAACACAGAAGUCUAGAGUUUAUUUCCGUUUACAUAAAUAAAACGCACCCAGCGUCAAAACGAAACUAUCACAAGGGACAUAUUCCAUCAAAUGGAAGAGUAGCUCAACUGAGCUGUUGGCUCUCACAAAGAAACAAUCACUCACAAAGAUAAGGGGAACAGAGGGAACACUUAUACACAUACUAAUUAGGGGAAUGAGCACCAGGUGUGUGUGAUUGACAAGACAAGACAAGUGGAGUGAUGAGAAUGGGAUCGGCAGUAGCUAGUAAGCCGGUGACGACGAACGCCGAAACCUGCCCGAGCAAGGAGGGGAGGCAGCCUCGGCGGAAGUCUUGACAGUACCCCCCCCCCCCCGAGGCGCGGCUCCAGCAGUGCGCCGACCCCGGCCACGGGGACGGCCAGGAGGGCGCGGAGCAGGGCGAGUCGGAUGGCGACGGUGGAAGUCCCUCAACAGGGAGGGAUCGAGGAUGUCCCGCCUUGGGACACAGCACCGUUCCUCCGGACCGUACCCCUCCCACUCCACGAGAUACUGAAGCCUCCCCACCCGACGCCUCGAAUCCAGUAUGGAACGGACCGAGUACGCCGGGGCCUCCUCGAUGUCCAGAGGAGGUUGAGGAACCUCCCGCACCUCAGACUCCUGGAGCGGACCAGCUACCACCGGCCUGAGGAGAGACACAUGAAACGAGGGGUUAAUACGGUAAUCAGGGGGGAGUAACAACCAGUACGUAAUCUCGUUUAUCCUCCUCAGGACUUUAAACGGCCCCACAAACCGCGGGCUCAGCUUCCGGCAGGGCAGGCUGAGGGGUAGAUUCUGGGUCGAGAGCCAGACCCGAUCUCCCGGUACGAAAACCGGGGCCUCCCUGCGGUGGCGGUCAGCCUUCUGAGAACACAGUCAUCCACCGCAGGAGCCUCGGUCUGGCUCUGGUGCCAUGGUGCCAGGACCGGUUGGUAACCCAAAACACAUUGGAAGGGUGUUAGGUUAGUGGAGGAGUGGCAGAGAGAGUUCUGAGCGUAUUCUGCCCAUGGCAGGAACACCGACCACUCCCCCGGCCGGACCUGACAGUAGGUCCGCAGGAACCUACCCACAUCUUGAUUCACCCGUUCCACCUGCCCAUUACUCUCGGGGUGAAAUCCAGAGGUCAGGCUGACCAAGACCCCCAGACGUUCCAUGAACGCCUUCCAGACUCUAGACGUGAACUGGGGACCUCGGUCGGACACUAUAUCCUCUGGUACCCCGUAGUGCCGGAAGACGUGAGUAAACAGAUCCUCCGCAGUUUGUAGGGCCGUGGGGAGACCGGGCAGAGGAAGAAGGCGGCAGGACUUCGAAAAGCGAUACACAACGACCAGGAUAGUGGUGUUACCUUGUGAGAGGGGAAGAUCAGUAAGAAAAUCAAUACUAAGGUGAGACCAUGGUUGUUGUGGAACUGGUAAAGGUUGUAGUUUACCCGCUGGGAGGUGCCCAGGUGCCUUACUCUGGGCGCACACCGAGCAGGAGGAGACAUACACCCUCAUGUCCUUAGCCAAGGUAGGCCAACAGUACUUCUCAGUCAGGCAGCGCAUUGUACGACUGAUACCUGGAUGACCAGAGGAGGGUGACGUGUGUGCCCUGUAGAUCAGACGAUCACGGAUAAGCGCAGGCACGUACCGCAGCCCAGCUGGACACUGCGGUGGAGAUGGAUCUGUGCGUAAUGCCUGCUCUAUAUCCGCGUCCAUCGCCCAUACUACCGGCGCCACAAUGCAGGAGGCUGGGAGUAUGGGGGUGUUGUCUCUGGGCCUCUCCUCUGUGUCAUACAGCCGAGACAGUGCGUCUGCCUUCACGUUCUUCGUACCCGGAAUGUAUGAAAGUGUGAAAUCAAACCGGGUGAAGAAGAGGGCCCACCUGGCCUGGCGAGGAUUCAGCCUCCUCGCUGCCCGAAUGUACUCCAGGUUACGGUGGUCUGUCCAGACGAGGAAAGGGUGUUUCGCCCCUUCGAGCCAAUGCCUCCACACCGUCAAAGCUCGGACAACAGCCAACAGCUCCCGAUCACCAACGCUGUAGUUCUGCUCCGCCGGGCUGAGCUUCUUAGAAAAGAAGGCACAGGGGCGGAGCUUGGGUGGCGUGCCCGAGCGUUGGGAUAAGACAGCGCCUAUCCCUACCUCGGACGCACUCACCUCCACUACGAACGGUAGUGAUGGAUCGGGGUGAGCCAGUACCGGGGCGGAGGUGAACAGACCCCGCAAUCUACUGAAUGGCACACAUACACACAAUCCAUGUCCCAGUUGUUUCAAGGUUUAGAAAUCCUUCUUUGACUUGUCUAUCCCCCUUCAUCUAGACCAGGGAUGCCCAACACUCUUCCUGGAGAUCUACCGUCCUGUGGGUUUUCAGUCCAACCCUAAUUUAACACACCUGAUUCUACUUAUUAGCUGCUCAACAAGACCUUAACUAGCUGAAUCAGGUAUGCUAAAUUAGGGUUGGACUGAAAACCUACAGGACGGUAGAUCUCCAGGACGAGGGUUGGGCAGCCCUGCUCUAGACUGAUUUGAAGUGGAUUUAACAAGUGACAUCAAUAUGACAUCAUAGCUUUCACCUGGAUUCACCUGGUCAGUCUAUGGAAAGAGCAGGUGUUCUUAAUGUUUUGUACAGUGUAGAUUCUGAGAAAUAAUCAGUAGUGUCAUAUUACAUGAAUACACAGUUAUUACACACGGAUACACCGUUAUUACACACGGAUACACUGUUAUUACACACGGAUACACCGUUAUUACACACGGAUACACUGUUAUUACACACGGAUACACCGUUAUUACACACGGAUACACUGUUAUUACACACGGAUACACUGUUAUUACACACGGAUACACUGUUAUUACACACGGAUACACUGUUAUUACACACGGAUACACUGUUAUUACACACAGAUACACCGUUAUUACACAUGGAUACACUGUUAUUACACACGGAUACACUGUUAUUACACACGGAUACACUGUUAUUACACACGGAUACACUGUUAUUACACACGGAUACACUGUUAUUACACACGGAUACACCGUUAUUACACACGGAUACACCGUUAUUACACACGGAUACACUGUUAUUACACACGGAUACACUGUUAUUACACACGGAUACACUGUUAUUACACACGGAUACACUGUUAUUACACACGGAUACACUGUUAUUACACCUACAGCGGUUUCCAACCUGUGGUGCCAAUUUAUUUUGAUUCGUUUUUUAGUUUUUUCUUCCAAAAAUUAUAACAGUUGGGAGUAUUAAUAGUAUUAUAAUGCAAAUUGUUUAUAAUAAUAAUAAUAAUAAUAAUAAUAAUAAUAAUAAUAAUAAUAAUUGGCCUUUUAAUUUGUUGCAUUCAAUGCUAAAAUGGACAACAUUUUACCGCUAAGAAAUGUUACGUAAAAAAAAUUGUAUGACUACACGAAUGGUGGUCCUCAAGAGCUUUUGAGGUGAUUUGGUGGUCCCCUGAACAGAAAAGGAACAGCUGACCUACAGUACACUAUAGACAGGGCUGGCCCUAGCCUUUUAGGGGCCCUAAGCUACAUUUAGAUGUGCCCCCCCCCCCCCCCCCCCCCACCUUGUGGGCUAAAUAUUUUAGUGGCCCCCCUCUUGAUGGAGAAAAAAGUUUCCUGCAAUUCUAUACAUUUUGCCAUGUUAAAUCUGCAAUAUGUAACUUUUUGGGCAACCUGACUAAAUUCACAUAGAAAUGUGUGUUAUAGAUCUGUCAUUCUCAUUGAAAGCAGGUCUAAGAAGCGGUAGAUCUGUUCUAUGUGCUCUAUUUCUAUGCUUCCCGUUCUGAAGUUUCAUUUUUGCGUCUUUUACUUUUGGUUUUGUACACCAGCUUCAAACAGCUGAAGAUACAAUAUUUUGGGUUAUGGAAAAUAUAUUUCAGAGCGGUUUAGAUGGUACAAUGAUUCUUAGAUGGUACAAUGAUGACGGAACAGAACUUGCUGUUUUGUCACAUAAACUGAAAUUAGGCUAACUGUUAGAAUUUUAGCAACCAGGAAAUGUCGGAGCGAUUUCUGCAUAGUGCAUCUUUAAUAUCACAUCUGAGUGAGAGUGACUAACAAAAUCAAUGGGGGCCCCCUGGAGGUCAGGGCCCCCUGGAGGUCAGGGCCCCUGGAGGUCAGGGCCCCCUGGAGGUCAGGGCCCCUGGAGGUCAGGGCCCCCUGGAGGUCAGGGCCCCCUGGAGGUCAGGGCCCCUGGAGGUCAGGGCCCCUGGAGGUCAGGGCCCCCUGGAGGUCAGGGCCCCUGGAGGUCAGGUCCCCCUGGAGGUCAGGGCCCCUGGGCGCGUGCCCUGCGUGACUGGUCGGUAAUUCGACCAUGAUUAAGUUUAGAUAGCUGACUAGACUAACUUACCAGUCUAAAACAUUUUAGCUGACGUAGCAGUGUUCAUUUUGUCAACAAUAACUAUGACGGAACAGACCUAUUAUUCCUGACUAAACUAUAACGGUAAAGAGAUGAGAUGGGAAAAGGAACUAUUACAUUAUAGUCAAUGAAAAUGUGACGAGACGAGAAUUCCACCUGGGACUAAUGGACAUUUUAAUUUGACAUGAAGCUCCUUUUCAUCUGUUUAGUCCAAUCAGAAGCAUGCAUGUGUUCAGAAUAUUUAAUGCCUGUGACUAAAACUAGACUAUAACUGGUGCAGAGCUUUAGUCGACUGAUAAUAUCUAAAACUAACGAAGGAUGAAAUGACUCAAAUGUGACUAAGACUAAAAGGUAUUUUAAGACUAAAUCUAAAAUAGCUGCCAAAAUGAACACAUGGGCUAAUUGAGUGACUGUCAGUGACGGACAUAACAAGAGAGACACUGCUGUUGCACAACCACAUUUCUAAAUGGCACCUUUUAUAUUCGACAAUUCUAACCUCGACAGUAAGUUGAGACCCCUGACUGAGUACCUAAAAACAAAAGCUCUCGCUUAUGUCGCUUAAUGCCUGAAACCGGCCCUGACUAUAGAAUAAAAUCUUACAGUACAGAAUUAUCCUUUAGAAUACAGUGUUUUAGAUACACUUUUUUUGAGGUUGACUAUAAUUGACUGGCUGACUGUAAUCAGUGUUAUCAGUGGUGAGCCAACCAUGUCUCUCCAGUCCAGUCCUGUCAUGGUCCUUUCUCCCACACCACUCUGUCCGCUACCGCGUCACUGAGCCCCGUAGGUGUGUAAUGCUGUAUUCUUUUGUGUUCUUUAUUUUCCCACUCGUGCUGUGAUGCGAUCGUGCCGAUCCGGCCUGUGUCUCUCACAGCGGCUCCCGAGGGGAGGGUUGAUCCUAUUAUUGCGUCUGGAGCCAGAGCUUCCCCACCUACCUCUCCCUCCCACUGUUGCUAGUGCACCUAGCAGGUGCUGCUGUAAUUUGCAGAGUUAAAUUAUGCAGAUAAUACCCAGCCCAGGUAGCUCAUUUAGAGGGCCAGGCGAUUCAUCCUGGAGAUGGAGAGAUGCGGAACCCCACGCUGUUCUAUGCUGUCACCGCUGUCCGUCAAACACAGACGGCUCCCUCACUUUCUCCCUCCCUCGUCCCUCCAUCCAUCCCUCCCUCCCUCCCUCCCUCCCUCCCUCCCUCCCUCAUCCCUCCUUUUACCUCUCGUUCACCUGCCUGCCUACCUACAAUCCGUACAGCAGCACAACUCGCUGCCUCAAUAUCUAAGAACAAACCACACCUGCACCUAUGGGUCCUUGGUUACUUGCUAUUCAGAGCUGAGGUCCCUUGGCUAUUUUGGUGGCUGUUGCUUUUUCUCAGGUUCCUUGUUGUGUUACAGUGACCUCAUGGUCCUCAGUCUGAUGAAUAAACGCGUCAGAGUGUUUGUGUGUUUCCAGGUGCCAGCCUCCCCGAGGCUUGCAGUCCUCUGUAGCUCAGUUGGUACAAGCGUGACGCUUGUAACGCCAGCGUAGUGGGUUCGCUUCCCAGGACCACGCAAACGUAAAAUGUAUAGAUGCAUCACUAUAAGUUGCUUUGCAUAAAAGCAUCUGCUAAAUGGAAUAUGUUAUAUACUGUAUUAUAGGUAAAAACAGGUCCUCCGUUUUUAUAAAAAAAAUAUGUUUUGUGUUUGUUUUUCUCCAGGUGCCAGCCUCCCCAAGCCAACAGUAAAAACAGCGUCUCUGGGGCAAGCUGGCAAGGCCAGAUCACCACUACUACCCGUCUCCGUGCCAACAGCCCCCGAGGUGGGCGAUGAGGGACAGAAACAGACAGAUGACUCAGACAAUGUGAGUAACCACUCCUUUCAGUGCGAUCGGGCGCUCAACAUCACUCUCUAA